Molecule: messenger RNA, 267 nt
Organism: Laetiporus sulphureus 93-53
Lineage: Eukaryota; Fungi; Basidiomycota; Agaricomycetes; Polyporales; Laetiporaceae
Exons: 2
Coding region: 1-267 (88 amino acids)
Source: RefSeq, a predicted model, not a curated record
AUGGCCCACAUAUAUCCACAUGACUAUGCAGCAGAUCACCACAAGCAGCUAAAAGUCACAGGAGCCCAGAUCGGCAGCCUCUUAGCGGAUAUCGAGAGGCUUAUUAAGAUGAACAAUAACGUAGUUCUUGAAGCACAAUCAGUACACAAAGACUUCGAGGACUACAACAAUGAGGAGAAGACCACAAUUUACAUUGUUGGGCUGAAAACUCAGCUCAACAAUACUAUCAUCAAUGCACCUCCAGGUAUCUCACAAUCGGCUGAUUAA